GAGCAAGAGUCAUUUUUAUAGAAAAGCUCGACCGACAGAGACCAUCCUAUCCAACAAGAACCUUAAUGAAUUCUAGAAUAUCUUUUUGGUGAAUCCCAGUGUUUCUUUUACAGUUUCUGAUUCCAAAUGAGAAUAUACAUUUUUCUGUGUGUGAUGUGUUGGGUAAGAUCAGGGCACUUACAUUUUCCAUCGAAAGUCAAUAAAAAUCUUGAGAAUAAUAAAACAUGUCUUGAGUUCUCAAAAUUAAAUGCAAUGAAUUCCUUAAAAGAUUUGUUUUCCCCCAAACUAAAGGUAAUUCUGAUGAUGUAUACAAGGGACAAUCUAAACUGUGCAGAACCACUCUUUGAAUCUAAUAACUCCCUUAAUGUACGUUUCAACAUAUCAAAGAAAACUGUAUGGGUUAUCCAUGGAUACAGACCAUUGGGCUCCACCCCAACAUGGCUUUCUAAGUUUACUAAGGAGUUUUUGAAACAGGAAGAUGUGAAUCUCAUUGUCGUAGACUGGAACCAGGGUGCCACAACUUUCAUUUACAGUAGAGCUGUUAAAAACACCAGAAUAGUUGCUGAGAGUUUGAGACAAUCCAUGCAAAAUCUUCUGAAGCAUGGAGCAUCUCUUGACAAUUUUCAUCUCAUAGGCAUGAGCUUAGGAGCUCAUAUUAGUGGUUUCGUAGGAAAACUACUUCAUGGAAAACUUGGAAGAAUUACAGGUCUUGAUCCUGCUGGACCAAAAUUUGCUGGGAAACCAUCAAAUAGCAGAUUAGAUUACACUGACGCAAAGUUUGUGGAUGUCAUCCAUACUGAUUCUAAAGGUUUAGGCAUUCUAGAGCCAUUGGGACAUGUAGAUUUUUACCCAAAUGGAGGAAAACAACAGCCAGGUUGUCCUACAAACCUUUUUUCAGGAGUUAAUUACAUAAAGUGUGACCAUCAGAGAGCAGUUCAUUUGUUCCUUGGAGCUUUUGAAGCAAAGUGCAAUUUUGUUUCAUUUCCUUGUCCCUCCUACAAAGAUUAUCAGAAUGGUUUAUGCAUGGACUGUGGGAAACUUUACAAAGGCUCCUGUCCUAGGCUUGGUAAUCAAGCCAAGCUGUGGAAAGAAGGCUUGAAUAAAAGAAAAGAAGGAUUGCCCCUCAGGACCAUUGCAUUUUUGGAUACUAGCAAAGUAUAUCCAUAUUGUACAUAUUAUUUUGAUAUCACUAUAGUUGCUUUGAACAAAACUAUGAAUGCUGGAUCAAUUUCAUUCAGCUUAUUAAACAGUCUUAAGGAACUUGAAUUCCCCAAGCUCUAUGUGAAAAGCCAACCUUCUGAAAAUCUUCAAGAAGUCAAGAUUCUUGCUCAGUUCAUAAAGGAUGUUGAGGACAUUAGAUGCAUUUAUAUGACAUAUUUGCAGCCUUCUCAUUGUUCCACAUCCCCAUAUAUAUUUCAGAGUCUCGUAUUAAAGUCACUUACAUACCCAGAAAGACCACCACUGUGCAAGUAUAAUUUUGUACUUAAGGAAGGAACAAUGACAGCACUUCAACUAGAUGCCUGUAAGACACAGAUGGUGUGA
This is a messenger RNA of Phodopus roborovskii (desert hamster), 1542 nucleotides long. RefSeq names its product lipase I (gene Lipi). Gene Ontology annotation, molecular function: lipase activity; carboxylic ester hydrolase activity. The record is from RefSeq and is a predicted model, not a curated record. Gene Ontology annotation, biological process: lipid metabolic process. The transcript has 11 exons. Bases 127 to 1542 code for a protein of 471 amino acids. Lineage: Eukaryota; Metazoa; Chordata; Mammalia; Rodentia; Cricetidae.